AUGAUCACCCUGGUGCUCACUGAACACGUGGCUGCUGCAGAGCCCAACCUGCGAGGAGAAGAGGCUGCUGGGGGCGACCAGCUCAUUCAUGAGCAAGACCUGGCCUGGCUGCAGCAGGCAGAUGUGGUUGUGGCCGAAGUGACACAGCCAUCCUUGGGUGUUGGCUAUGAACUAGGCUGGGCAGUAGCUCUUGGUAAGCAAAUUCUGUGCCUGUUCUGACCACAGUCUGGCCGAGUGCUCUCUGCCAUGAUUCGGGGUGCAGCAGAUGGCUCGAGGAUCCAGGUGUGGGACUACACAGAAGGAGAGGUGGAUGCCAUGCUCGAUCGAUACUUUGAGGCUUAUCCUCCUGGGGGGAAAGCUCCCUCCAGUAAUCCAAGCACCUGA
Myodes glareolus (Bank vole) is the source of this 384-nucleotide messenger RNA. Lineage: Eukaryota; Metazoa; Chordata; Mammalia; Rodentia; Cricetidae. The record is from RefSeq and is a predicted model, not a curated record.